UCUUUGUGAGACUGGGGCAGCAUGGCAGAGUAGAGCUGACACGGAUACUCUGGCUUGACAAGAGGACAGACAUGAAACCCAUUCCAGAGUAGGAGUAUAUCAUCGUUCAUACAGAGGUGAUGGAGCAGGGGAACGGAGAGGGAGACUGCUCAGAGAGGGGCAAACUGCACGCCCUCUACACGCUUUCUGGACACCCCACACACCACUCACGGAGACUAAGCAUGCUGCUGCUGGAAGAGUCGGAGACCUUUACAGACCAGCCUCAUAGCGCUCCCUUCAGCUCGGAGAAUGAAGCGCAGGGAGGGGACUCUGCGAGAUGGCAGUGCACCGCCCCAUCUACCUCACCCUCGGGGGAGACGCCGUCCCACCCCUCUCGACCGUCCUCACGGCCCGAGAGCCAAACCCCCUCGCGGUCCCUGAGGGAAACCAAAAAGAGCUCCCUCUCCUACUCCAACAAACCCGCACACAUGAGGAGGAACAUCAGAAAGCUGUUGAGGGAGCACCAGUUGGAGGCGGUGACCAAAGCUGCCCAGCAGGAGGAGCUAGAGAGGCGGCAGAGGCUGGAACAGCAGAGGAAGGAAGGGCACUUCCCCGUUCCCUUGCUACCCGAGUACACUCCAGGAGAUCAGAGUGUGUCUGCUAGCGUGGCCGAACGAGACCAUGUGAUAUGCCUGGGCACCAGUUACAGCAGCACUAAUGUCAGCGAGGACGACUCCAGGGCUCUGAUCACAGAAGCACACGCCCCAAAAGAAGACGUGAUCGAGCUGAGCUCCGACGAGGACGACGCCCUACAGAUCAGCAGCGCGUCCACCAAUGAGGAGGAGGAGGACCGGUCGGCGGCACCCGAGGCGACCGGCGCCCACGCAAACGACGCUGUGAACCAACCGGACGCCCAGGGGCGUGUCUUGGUCAACCUGAACCACCCAACCGAGGAGGCAGACCUGUUCCUCUCCCCUCAGCUGGCCCGGGUCACCAAACCUCAUCAGAUCGGUGGGAUCCGUUUCCUCUAUGAUAACCUGGUUGAGUCUCUUGAGCGCUAUGAGAGCAGCGGGGGCUUCGGCUGCAUCCUGGCCCACAGCAUGGGCCUGGGCAAGACCCUGCAGGUCAUCUCCUUCAUAGACAUUGUGCUCAGACACACCCAGGCCCACACUGUGCUCGCCAUCGUGCCUGUCAACACGCUACAGAACUGGCUGGCCGAAUUUAACCUCUGGAUCCCGACCUUUGAUGCGCUACCCGUGGACGUGGACCCCACCCAGGUCUCCCCACGCACCUUCAAGGUCCACAUCCUGAACGACGAGCACAAAACCACGACCACCAGAGCGAAGGUGAUCUCUGACUGGUCGCGGGACGGCGGCGUGCUCCUGAUGGGAUAUGAGAUGUAUCGCCUGCUGUCCCUGAAGAAGAGCUUUGUGGCGGGCCGGAAGAAGUCCAAGAAGGCCCAAAGACCGGUGGUCAUCGACCUGAACGAAGAGGACCGGCAUCAAGAGCUCCUCAAAGGCAUAGAGAAGGCCCUAUCUCGCCCCGGCCCGGACAUGGUGAUCUGUGACGAGGGCCACCGCAUUAAGAACUGCCACGCCAGCACCUCGCAGGCCCUGAAGAACAUCCGUACCCGGCGGCGUGUGGUCCUCACGGGAUACCCCCUCCAGAACAACCUGAUAGAGUACUGGUGCAUGGUGGACUUUGUUAGGCCUGAUUUCCUAGGUACCAGGCAGGAGUUCAGUAACAUGUUCGAGAGGCCCAUUCUGAACGGGCAGUGUGUGGACAGCACGCCACAGGACGUCCAACUGAUGAGAUACCGAAGUCAUGUCCUCCAUAGCCUGCUGGAGGGCUUUGUCCAGAGGCGUGGUCACGACGUGUUGAGAGACCAGCUCCCCUCCAAGGAUGAGCAUGUGAUACUGGUGCGACUGUCGCCCCUGCAGAGGGCCCUUUACACAGAGUUCAUGAACCGCUUCAGAGAGGCAGGCAACAGCGGCUGGCUCAGCCUCAACCCACUCAAGGCCUUCUGCGUCUGCUGCAAGAUCUGGAACCACACAGACGUGCUCUACGAGGCACUGCAGAAGGAGAAUCUGGCCAAUGAGCAGGACCUGGACCUGGAUGACAUCACCAACAGCCACGCCCGCUGCCCCGCCCCCAACCAGAAGGGCAAGACUCCGGAGGACCCCAACAGCAUCGGAGGGCUGAGUCUCAACGCUCUGCAGGAGAAGGCCAAUCAGGUCAUCACCUACGAAUGGGCGAAGGAGAUCAUGUCUGACUAUAAGCCAGGGAUUUUGGAGAACUCUGCUAAGAUGGUCCUGCUGUUCCACCUGAUCGACGAGAGCGUCAGGAAGGGAGACAAGAUCUUGGUCUUCAGCCAGAGUUUGUCCACCCUCUCGGUCAUCGAGGAGUUCUUGGCCAAGAGGCCCAUACCGGCGGGCAGUGCCAGAGAGGGCCACAACCAAAACUGGCUCCGCAACCACAACUACUACAGACUGGAUGGGAGCACGUCUGCCUCCGAGAGAGAGAGACUCAUCAACCAGUUCAACGACCCGUCCAACACCUCCACCUUGGUCUUUCUGCUUUCCACCAGGGCUGGCUGCCUGGGGGUAAACCUGAUUGGGGCUAACCGCGUGGUGGUUUUCGAUGCCUCCUGGAACCCCUGUCACGACGCCCAGGCUGUGUGUAGAGUAUACCGCUACGGCCAGAAGAAACCCUGCCACAUCUACCGCCUGGUCUGUGACUUCACCCUGGAGAAGAAGAUCUACGACCGACAGAUCUCCAAGCAGGGCAUGUCUGACCGAGUGGUGGAUGACCUGAACCCGAUGCUGUCGUUCACACGGAGGGAAGUGGAGUCUCUGCUGCACUUUGUGGAGGAGGAGCCUGACGUGUCACAGGUGCAGCUGCAGUCCCGCCAGGAGAUGGAGGCGAGCAUCAGACAGGCCUGCCAGCUCUACCCUCACUUAGUCACCAAGCAACCCUUCCACCACGAUUCUCUCCUGGUGGACCGGCGGGAGAUGAAGCUCACCAAAGCAGAGAAGAAGGCUGCCAAAAAGAGCUACGAGGACGAGAAGCGUGCGUCGGUGCCCUACACGCGGCCCUCUUACGCCCACUACUACCCCGCCAGCGACCAGAGCCUCACCAACAUCCCUGCCUUCAGCCAGCGCAACUGGCGCCCACCCCCUCGCCAAGAUGAGAAGCCCGUGGCCAGCAUCCGCCCCGUUCAGUCAACUCCAAUUCCCAUGUUGCCUCGCCAGGCGUCUCAUGCCUCCGCCUCCACGGCGGACUCCGACUCCAGCUCGGGCUUUCCCGUCAACUACCUGCAGAAGGCAGGCGUCUUCGUCCAGAAGAUCGUCACCACCACAGAUAUCGUGAUACCAGGAACCAACCGUUCAACUGAUGUCAAGGCCAGGAUCAGUGCAGGAGAGAGCAUCCACGUCAUCAGAGGAACUAAAGGGACCUACAUCAGAACCUGUGACGGGAGGAUCUUUGCCAUCCGUGUUGCAAGCAAGCUCAAGGCUGGGGAGGAGAACUCAGCCGUUGCACCCAAAAGUAACGAUCCCAACUCAACUCUUAACACCCAGAAGGCAUUGGAGGACUCGACGAACAGCACCAGCGGCUGUGUGACUCGCCCGCUCUCCCCUGACAGCCCCGAGAUCCUGAACGAGCUCCAGAGGUACACAGCUGCAGCCGGAAACAAGAUCCAGCAGCAGCAGGCCUCCAAGGCUCCGUCUGCAGGAUCCUUGGAGACGGCGCUGGCAGAGAGCACCAAUGGCAGCAGCAUGACCAGCCAUGCCAAGCCCUGGGGAGAGACCGCGGCCCAGCCCAACACAGACUCCACGGCCGCCCUGGACCUGAUGGGCACCAAGCGCAAAGCCUCCACCCCGUCUGCCGACGAAUGGGCCAACAACAAGCAGCUGGCCACCGGCAAGCGCACCUCAGCCCCGUUGCCCCCCCGGGGCUUUCCCUUCACCGGGGGUUACGGCCUCCCGCCCAUGGGCCUCAACCCGGCCAUGCUGGGUUCCAUUGAGCAACCCCUUUUCAUGGGGGCUGGCUCGCCCUACUUCCAGCCCCACAGCCAGAUUGGUGACCCCUGUCUCAUGUUCCCCAUGACCUCUGACACCUUCGGCCUGGGGGACGGCACCCUAACUAGCUCCUCCUCCAGGUCUUCCUCCUCCACCACAACCAGCUCCUCCUCGGCUGCCUCUGACUCGGCCUCCCUGGCUCCCUUCAUGCUGGGUGCUGGUAUGGCUGGCAUGCUACCCCCAGAUUUCCCCAUGUCCUACGGCCAGUCCGUGGGCAUGUACCCUAGCUCGCUGCUCCCUGGGGGGCUCCCGGCCGCCACCCCAGGCCCCGCUGGCUCCAGCUUCCUCUCCCACUUCCCCUCCUCUGGCCUGAUGGGGGCGGGGCUGGGUCGCUCUGACGCCCACGGCUCGGCAGAGAACGCUGGUAGUAGCUCAGACAGCGAUGACGAUGAUGUCAUUGAGGUGACUGGACAAUGAGAGCCUCCAACCGUAGGGAAGAGGCAUGUGGGUUGUAGGGGACAGUUAGUAGGUUGUUGGUGCUAGGAGAUCUGGAGAGGAAGGGACAAUCAAGCCCCAUCCACCUCUACUAGCCCUUUUUCCCAUCCCAAGUGCAACAUGCACGCCUUUCAGAAAAUGAGUCUGUAUUGGAAUAUAACACAAACUGGACAAAGCAACAAAUCCUUAUGCUGAAUAUCUCAUUUAAAAAGAAGAAAAUAGAAGAACUGAGCGCCAGAGAGAACGUAGAUGAAAAGGAAACGGACUUGGGGCUUCCAAAAUGUUCUGUCCUGUCCUGUCCUUAUUCAAAUCGCUGAAGCGACGGCUGGGUUUGAACCUGCAGUGACCCUGAAUCGCCACCAGGGUGUACUGUUUGUUCAGAAGACUGACUAAUUUGCUUGGUUGUCUUCAAUAACUUUUUUUUGCAUUUUUCCAACAGUUGAUGAUAGACUAGGUUAAUAACUAACUGACAAUAGCCUAGAGUUAAUAAAUCAAAUUGAGAGACAUAGUUGGUAGUAAUUAUGGUCUGGCCCAAAAUAUCUGUUAGAUGAUAUUGUUCUUGAUUGUCAUUAUUUGCUACUGAAUAUUAUUUUAUGUGGUAGUCCUACUCUAAAACUGUUUUCAAAAUCAAUUUGAUUUGCUCUUGAAUUAACUGCCAGGACAGAAGUGUUGAGUUUUUUUGAGAAAUUGGAUGAUAAUCUGAAAAUGGACUAGUCGAGACUGAAGUCAAAGAAACAGUUAGGCUCUUUGUUGGGUGAAAAUUUCAAAGUAAGAACCUUCAACUCAAAGAAUGUACGCUUAUUUACGCCUUUAACGCAGAUCUUUGGGACAGGCAUCACUUUUGGGAAGAUCUGAUUUCCACGUUUUAUGUCAUCUUCUCCAUUUUUCUAAUUGAUUGCCUGUCCAUAGGUGAUGAUGUGAAAACUGUGCUCUUGCGAAGCACCAACUGUCCAAAGGGACGGUGAAUUAAAAAUGCCUUGCCUCGGUCUCUGAAUGUUACCUAGUGGGAGUAGAGAAACAGCGAGACGGGCAGUCCUAGGACCUGGAUCUCACCCAUAGUCUUACUGUAGCUUUUCUAAGUGAUGCAAAUAUGACCUGUGACCCCUUUGUGUGUGUCUCCUUCCCUGUCUGUUUCUGCAUUGGGUACCCAAGUGUUCUAGAGUAGUGAACUUGUCUCAUAAUGGCUCGCUCUGUCUCGGUGGAUAGCUUGAACGCUUGUUUUCUGUUCCUUUGUCUCAUCUCUGGCAUACGUGAUUUCAACUGAAAAACAAACAGGGUUCAAGAGGUCAUUGUCAAACCAAAAUAAUUUGAGCAAAUUCAAAAAUAGCUGUGCCAAAAAAAACUUAAAGCAGGAGGAUCAUUCUCUGAAGCGACCGAAUGUCACCAACUGCUAUUGGCCUAAAGAAGAGGGUGUCUUUCGAAUUUGGUCACAGAAUGUCAUUACAGACCCUGUUGUGAGCUCAUUGUAAAAGGGGGGGGGGGGGGGGGGGUCAGGUGUGUGAGACCUGGUUCUGUUUAAACAGCACUUUCAUUUUCGUUACUUCUGACUGUUACUGCCCCUCUCAUUACUUACAUAGACUUACUGUCUCAAUCCAACCCACUUUGGGAAGAGGGAAGGCCAGCCCACCAAGUCCCUAGCCUUGAGUCUCUUCAGCAAGAGCUUUAAACUCCAAUUCUUGCAUUUAUUACGAUACCCUAGUAUCAUCAGACUUCUUUUCAUUCAUACCAUACUUAAUGUACUUUUCUUUUUUCAAUGUUUGAAUUUACCAAAUUAAUGUAUUUAUGACCGUGCAUAUUUAUUCAUUCUUAUUUUAAAUGUUUGUACUUUUUUUUGUUCUGUUUUUGUUUGUAAGGGGAUUUUUUUUAAUGUUAAUUUACUGGAACACGUCAAUUAUUGUGUUCCAUGACUUGAGAAAUGUGGUAUUAGACAUCUGACUCAGUGUGUGUGAGUUUCAGGACCAACCAGUCACGGGCGGUCAAACCACUCAUUAGCAGAGAGAAAAUGUCACCCAGUGUUUUUGUUUUUGUUCAUAUCAUCCAGAUGUUCAUUUGAAUCUAUAUAUCCUAAUGGCAAAUGAAAGCUAGUUCCCUCAGUUUUCAAUGUUUUCAGUUGUUUUACCAACCGAUCUUUUUCAUAGCUUUCUACUUGAAUUUCAGUAUUUAUUUAUAAAUCGAUUCAGUCAGCCACCAACUGACUGUCCAGUAAAUUCCAUUUAGUUAAAAGGGAUACUUUGGGAAGUUAGAGGUAGUUUUUGCGAGCCAAUGCUAACUAGCGUUGGCACAAUGACAGGAAGUCUAAGUAUGUGCUAGCAUGGUUAGCAAAGCCUGUACAGUACAUCGUUUGUGAAUGGACAUGUAACAAUGGAUGGCUUUAAGAUCUUUUGUAAAUAAAAUUGUUUUGAAUGGCAUUUCAAGUUCAUUUACUUUGAUUAAAAACGCAAAUGUUUAAUCGCACACUAAUAUCUUAUCUCGCACACAGAUUCUCAAGCACUAUCUGAACAUAAGUAACUCUUUCGCUUAACUUUUGGAGGGGACUGAGCAUUUGGUCUAGAGACCUGUCCAGAGUCAUAUCCAUCAGAUGACAUGACCUAAAAUCAGAAGAAGAGGGCAAAAUUGAGAAUAGCUGUCAGCCUAGAUGACAAUGCAUUAAAAAAAGUUGAAACAAACACGUUCGAUCAAAACUGUUCUCUUUACACGAAGACAGGUUUACUGUUUUGUAUGUAGAAUUAAUUUAUAGUUGUCUGGUGCGUGCUUUUAGUGUUUACAUCAGCGUUGGUAAAAUGAGCUGUCUGCCAGCCUUCAAGUUGAUAAUGUUUACAUGUUUUGACUAUGAAACUGAAGUUCUGUACAUCGACUUCGCCAGUGAUAUCUUAAAUUACUUAGAAGCCUUAGAUUUUCAUCAUCAGCUAUGCAAGCAGAUUCUGUUCAGUUGUAUCUGGGAACAAGUGCUUUUACGUAUCUUAACAUUGUAAAAAGGAAUUCCAUGAUGUCUGCUUUUUCCAGGAAGCUUGGCCACGGUGGACUGGAUGUCACUUGACGUGUUUACCGCUCUUUGGUGUUGUAGCUCUGUGUUACCGUCUGAUCUAUAAUGUAAAGUUGUCACGGCUUGGGAAUGGGAGAUGCAGGCAGAGAUCUGGGACUGUCACACUGCCAUGGUUUUCUGUCCCAGUAUGGGUCCUCUUACAUGACCAAGAUGCGUGGAUAUUUGUGUGUUUUGAAUUGAAGACUCUGUUUGGGUUGCCUAACCUUGGUCUUUUACAUAAACCAACCCUUUACAUAAGUCGAGCGUUCACAGGGAUUUGGUUCAUGCAAAUUGUCUCCCUCACCACCAUCGCAAGCUCACAAUUUAACCUCACAGUACCAGUGGUUUGUCUUUUUAUUCUGUAAAAGCAGAACUGUUAUUCAGAGAGAUGCAUCAAUAUUCCAAAAUGCUGACAUUGACAUUUGAAACACUACCCGAGCGGUACAAUUGCGUCCAGUGUUGUGGCUCUUGUUCUCCAUAAGGAAAGUACCACUGAGGCAUCCCAGAUCCAAGCAUGUCUCAUCUGGGUCUCGAUAAAACAGCCUUUGUCUCGUGUUUUUAUCACUGUAAGUGGACAAGCGCAUUAUAACUCUGCUUACUUUACACAUUUUUUUGUUGUUUGCGGGUGUUUUCAUUUGUAUGCCUGUCUUCAGAGGACAACGUGCAAACGCACCAUUGUUCUUUGCCAGUCAAAGGUCCCUCAAAUGUUUUUUUGUUUUUUUUGGUAGCCAACCAUUAUUCCACUGCAUUUCCUGCCAGUGAGCUAUUCACGUUAUCUUGGUUUGAUUUCAGAUCAGAUUUUGCUGUGCUCUCUCUCUAUCUAUGAUGUUUGAUUCUCAUAGAGUUCUGCUGGCAGAGAGUUUUGUCUUUUUUUUUUACACCUGAGAAAUGUGAAUUCUUUAGUGUAAUAUUUUUUAUGGCAAUUAAUUACUGAAUAAAAUGAAUGUGUACGCAGUUA
Molecule: messenger RNA, 8473 nt
Organism: Salvelinus namaycush (lake trout)
Lineage: Eukaryota; Metazoa; Chordata; Actinopteri; Salmoniformes; Salmonidae
Product: helicase ARIP4-like
Exons: 20
Coding region: 120-4475 (1451 amino acids)
Cellular component (GO): nucleus
Molecular function (GO): ATP hydrolysis activity; ATP binding; ATP-dependent chromatin remodeler activity
Source: RefSeq, a predicted model, not a curated record